Molecule: messenger RNA, 2232 nt
Organism: Quercus robur (English oak)
Lineage: Eukaryota; Viridiplantae; Streptophyta; Magnoliopsida; Fagales; Fagaceae
Product: disease resistance protein RPV1-like
Exons: 5
Coding region: 1-2232 (743 amino acids)
Biological process (GO): defense response; signal transduction
Molecular function (GO): ADP binding; ATP hydrolysis activity
Source: RefSeq, a predicted model, not a curated record
AUGGCGGCUUUCCCGACCGAUGAGGGAGACUCCUUUUCUUCUUCCACUCACAAGUGGGACUAUGAUGUCUUCUUGAGUUUUAGAGGUGAAGAUACUCGCCAUGGUUUUACUGGCCAUUUAUAUCAGGCUUUGUGUGACAAAGGUUUCAACACCUUCAUUGAUAAUAAAGAUCUCCAAAGAGGUGAAGAAAUUUCAGCGGAACUUAUCAAAGCCAUUAAAUCAUCAAUGAUUUCAAUUAUCAUAUUCUCUCAAAACUAUGCAUUUUCCACUUGGUGCCUCCAAGAACUCACCAAAAUUCUUGAGUGUAAAAGAAUUGGACAAAAAGUUUAUCCAGUUUUUUACAAAGUGGAUCCAUCUAAAGUACGCAAGCAGGAGGGUAGUUUUGGAUUAGCACUAACUACACAUGAAAAAAAUUUUGAGAAUAACAUAGAGAAAGUGCUGAGGUGGAGGGCAGCUUUAUGUGAAGCAGCUAGUUUGUCUGGAUGGCAUUGUGAAGAUAGUUUUCCUGAAUAUCAGCUUAUCCAAGGAAUUAUUAGAGAGGUAUCAAUUACCAAAUUAAAUCGCACAAAGUUAUUUGUUGCUAAAUACCCAACUGGAGUAGAUUCUCGUGCAGAAUUCGUAGAAAAUCUUUUAGAUAUUAAGUCAAAUGAUGUUCGCGUGGUUGGAAUUCAUGGCCUUGGAGGAAUAGGAAAGACUACAAUUGCAAAAGCUGUUUAUAAUAGAGUUGCUGAUCAAUUUGAAGGAAGUAGCUUCCUAAUGAAUGUUAGAGAAAAUUCAAGAACAGAUUGUAGCAUAAUCAAACUACAAGAGCAACUUCAUUUUGAGAUCUUAGGGAGCAAAGAAUUUAAGGUGCACAGUACAUCCAGAGGAAUCAAUGUGAUCAAAGAAAGACUUUCGAGUAAAAAGAUUUUUUUGGUUCUUGAUGAUGUGGAUAAAUUGGGCCAAAUAGAAAAUUUUCUCGGAAAAUGCGAUUGGCUUGCUAAUGGAAGUAGAGUUAUUAUAACCACAAGAGACAAACGUGUGCUAACUAGUUUUGAAAAUGAUCCUUUAAUCUACAAGGUUGUGGAAUUGGAUCAACAUGAAGCUCUUCAACUCUUUAGUGAGUAUGCCUUCAACAAAAACGAACCUGAGGCAAAUUAUUUACAUCUUACAAAUCAAUUCAUAUGUUAUGCCAAUGGCCUUCCAUUAGCUCUACAAAUCAUAGGUUCCGAUUUACGUGGAAGAAGCACUCACCAAUGGGAAAGUGAAUUAGAAAAGUAUAAGAAUAUUCCAAACAAAGAAAUUCAAAAUAUGCUAAAAGUAAGUUUUGAAGGAUUGGACAAAAAUGAACAGGAUAUUUUCCUCGAUAUUGCAUGUUUCUUCAAAGGAUUGUCCAAAAAUGAUGUUGUGGAUAUCUUAGUUGCUUGCAAUUUAUAUCCGGAUUCUGGUAUUUCAAAACUUAUUGAUAAGUGUCUCAUAAGUGUUGAAUUUGACAAGUUAUGGAUGCAUGACUUGCUACAACAAAUGGGUAGAGAAAUUGUUCAACAAGAAUCAAAUGUGCCUGGAAAACGUACAAGACUAUGGCGUUAUGAUGAUGCUUUAGAAGUUCUUACAGAAAAUACGGAUUUUCAAUUCCAGAAUUUGAAACGUAUCAACCUCCGUGGAUAUCUAAGCAAUGUUCAAAAUCUAGAUCUGAGUAAUGUUGGAAAUCUAACUGAAUUAGAUUUUCUGAUGAAGUCUGAUUACUUUCCUGUAUUUGAUUAUUCUGAUUCAAAAGAUUUAAAUCUACUUGAUCGGAAUUUUGCGGAGGUUGAAUUUGCAUGGAAUAUACAUCAAGGGAUAUCUCAUAUCCUAAGUUGUGGGAUCCAUGUUGAAUGCAUCUGUCCUUUGGUUCAAGAUCUCUCCACUGACGCUCACCCACCUACUUCAAUACCUGCCUUCCCCAUUUGUUCUAUUUCAAACACUGUCACGCCUUCCUCCCACCUCUUAAACUCUUGUUUGGAUUAUCCUCCUCAGCCUCAGGUCACUGUCCCUGGUGACGCUAGCCACAGUUCUUUGCCAUCUAGUAUAGACCUUCCAAAUAAUAUGACAGACAUGUUCGAAUCACGCUUGGGUCUGCCAAGUUUGCGAAUUGGCUCAACUAUUAGUGAGGGGUUUCAUUUGGGUUCUUCUUCAGUGGCCCAUAACUUUGUCAGUGAUGAUGAUUCUGACUACAAUUUGUAUUCUCCAUCGAAGAAAAUGAGAAAAUCUUGA